Messenger RNA from Vanessa atalanta (red admiral), 1044 nucleotides. RefSeq names its product glycine cleavage system H protein-like. Gene Ontology annotation, cellular component: cytoplasm; mitochondrion; glycine cleavage complex. Gene Ontology annotation, biological process: protein lipoylation; glycine decarboxylation via glycine cleavage system. Lineage: Eukaryota; Metazoa; Arthropoda; Insecta; Lepidoptera; Nymphalidae. The record is from RefSeq and is a predicted model, not a curated record. The coding region runs from base 159 to 626 and encodes 155 amino acids. The transcript has 5 exons.
AGAAGAAAAUGAAUAUUUAGCUAAGAUAUAUCGAAAUUCCAAUAGUGACAUUGGGUAGUGCAUUAGUGAUAAGAGACAGACUCCGCCUCGAGAUCGGCACUGUUCGCUCGUACCCGCGCCGACCCGGACGCUUUCUUAGAUAAAAAAACAAUAUAAAAAUGGUACUAGGGAGUAUAAUGCGUUCGGCGACGAGGUUGAGCCGGUCGGGCGUCACACAUUGCUGCCGAAGAGCCUUUUAUAGCACAGAUAACAAAGGACGCUACUACACAAAGAAACACGAGUGGGUGUCAUUGGAUUCUGGGAUAGGGACCAUCGGCAUUUCAAGUUAUGCCCAGGAAGCUUUAGGGGAAGUUGUGUUCGUGCAGUUACCUGACGUAGGUCGAACGGUGGCCGCAGGCGAUGAGUGUGGAGCCCUUGAGAGCGUCAAAGCAGCCAGCGAGGUCUAUACGCCUGUCUCUGGAACUAUAACAGAAAAGAACGACACAGUCGAAUCAACACCGUCUCUUAUCAACAAAUCCUGCUAUGACGAAGGCUGGCUGUUCAGGGUGAAGCUGUCUACGCCGGAUGAGAUCCAGCAGCUCAUGAAUCAGACGGAAUAUGAAAAAUACCUCGAAGAGUCUCACUGACAUUGCAUUUGCCUUUAACUUUUCUUAUAAGUUAGAUAGUAACGACGUGAAUCUCUGAACCUCAUAUCAAAUUAUAUUUCGAACACUUAAUUUGUAAACAUGCCGAUAAAAAUAUAAAACUCUUACAAAUAUACUCUAUAACAAUAUAAACAUACAUGUCCAGUGUGAAAUCACUCGCAGAGUUAAGAACUUGAAACUUUGCAAAAUAUAAUUUAUGUGAUUUGGAAAACGUAAUAAUUGUACUCUAAAAUUAAAGUUAUUUGUUACCAACUUUUAUUUAACUUUACCUGCCUGUUGGAAUAAUUAUGCGAAUCUGUCGUUGAAGACAUUUUUGUUGUUAACUAAGUUGUUUCUUUUUAGUAUAAAGCAUUACCAAAAAAUUGUUUUAAAAAAGUUUUUUUUUAUUGUUUAUUCGGUC